AUGAUCUUCCUAAAACGAUCCUUUCUGUUAAGCACUUUCCUGCUUUCGCAUAAGAACCAUGUCACUGCCAAGACUAUUCGCAACGCCGAAGCAAAACUUGGAAACACAAGAGGAAGACAAUACGUCAAUGAUGCCAACCAUGCCAAGAAUGAAGAAUGGACCGAAUUCGAUGUGUCGCAGAUGCAACUGAGCAUACCUCCUACACCAGGACCAACUCGUCCACCAACAAGGCGCCCUACUUCACGUCCAAAUUCACAACCAACAGCACCAGCUCCAACAGCGAUGACACCAAUAGUAGCAACUACCCCUCGUCCCACACCACCACCAACAAUGCCAUCCAUCCCCGCAACGCCGCAGCCAACGCCACAGCCAACGCCACAACCGACACCACAGCCAACACCACAACCCACGAACCUUCCGACUCCUCCUCCAACCAAUGCUGCCCCCACCAUUCCAGCCCUUUUCCUCGACGAAGAUGACUUGUUUGACGAAUUUGGUCUAGCAGAAUGCCAAGGAGAUUGCGAUGAUGAUUCGGACUGUGAGUUCGGUCUCAUUUGCUUCUUCCGCGAUGCAGGAACCGUCGGUGUCCCAGGAUGUCAAGGCAAUGCUGACGAAGUUGGUGAUGGCUUUGAUGACUUCUGCAUUAAGCCGCCUACCGACAACACCUUGGUGCUUGUUGGAGACGAGGGUCUUCCAGCAUCUGUAUUCCCUCUUGGCAAGUGUCAGGGAGAUUGCGACGUAGAUGAUGAUUGUGCGGGAAACUUGGCGUGCUUUGAGCGUGCUGGAGACGAGGUGGUAAAUGGGUGUAUCGGAUUUGGAGGUACAACCUGGGACUACUGUUUCGAUCCAAACACGUCAGAAGUCACUCUCAACUGGAUUGGUGAUCCAGAGGAAGAGUGGGAAUACUUCGAGCUAAACCAAUGUGAAGGAGAUUGCGAUUUCGACUCUGACUGUGCCAAUGGACUGGUGUGCUUCCAGCGGCAAUUUGGGGACGAUGGAGUUGUUCCAGACUGUCUUGGAAAUGCCAACGAACUAGGAGGCGGAGCCGAUGACUAUUGCAUUCCCAGGCCAUCGGAAAACUUUCUUGCUAGUGUUUACGAUGACCUUGAAGUGGCAAAUACUGGAAUAUAUCCCAUUGGAUUCUGCCAAGGAGAUUGCGACACAGAUGAAGAUUGUGCCGCUGGUUUGACCUGCUUCAACAGAGAUGGUUUUGAUUCCGUGCCUGGGUGUGAUGGAGAUGGAGAGCAGGACUACGACUACUGCAUAUGA
Molecule: messenger RNA, 1269 nt
Organism: Cylindrotheca closterium
Lineage: Eukaryota; Bacillariophyta; Bacillariophyceae; Bacillariales; Bacillariaceae
Source: the annotation of a GenBank genome assembly